AUGCCUGGUAUCUUGCCCAUGAAAGUGAUCAAGGUCGGCGGCACUGGUACGACGAGCCGCAUCGCCCAAGCCUGUGACCGAUGCCGAAGUAAAAAGAUCCGCUGCGACGGUGUCCGACCCUGCUGUUCACAAUGCGCCAACGUUGGCUUCGAAUGCCGUACUAGCGACAAACUGAGCCGUCGAGCAUUCCCCCGGGGGUAUACCGAGUCAUUGGAAGAGCGAGUCCGCAGUUUGGAGACCGAGGUCAAGGACCUGAAGGAUCUUUUGGAUGAAAAGGACGAGAAGAUCGACGUGCUGUCCCGGAUACAUUCAUUCUCACCACCCUCACAACGAGCCGCCUAUGCUCGGUCUCCCUCCGCUUCCGCGCCGGUAAAAUCGACUAGCUCGGAGUCAUCGGAGGGUGUUAUUCAUGUGGAGAGAUCCUCAAACCGGAAGUCCCGGUCAUUGCAGAACCCUUUCACCGGGUUUUCUAGCACGCAAGGCUUUGCGGACGUCUUUAACGACAAGCUGGUCAGCGAAGGAAAGUCUGUGGCCAAAAUAUCCACCGAAGCACUCACCGCUUUGCCGGCCUCGGUAUCUCAGGGUGCACCGAACCAGGCUGUGAAGACGCCACCCCGCUUGGUGUCGGACCAGCUGAUUAACAUCUUCUUCCAAGAAUGGGCACCACUGUACCCCGUGGUACACCGCCCGACUAUCUUGAAGGCGUAUGAGCAAUAUCUCAACAAUGCCGAGAGCUUGCAGCGCAAUGUCCAUGUCAUGGCCCAGUUGAACCUGAUCUUUGGCAUUGCGGCACUUUCAUCGAUGCCAAGAACCAGUCAAGAUCCUACUUUCUUUGAACAAAACUGGUCAGCUACUCUUGAUUCAUUGUCGAGUGAAACAUCAGUUGCUAGUUUGCAAUGCUUUGUCCUCGGCCAGAUCUACUGCAUGACCAAGGGUGAUUAUCGCACAUUGCUCCGCUAUCGGGCUCUGGGAGUGGAUAUUUGCCAUCAACUGGGUCUACAUGAAAAAGAGGAUAGUUCGGCCAAUCCCCUGGAAGGUGAGACCCGGAAGAAGGUGUUCUGGUCUCAGUACGUGCUGGAUCGAUUCUGCUCCGCAUUCACUGGUUUGCCCGUUCUUUUGCGCGAAGAAGACAUCCAAGCAGAGUACCCUGUGGACGUGGACGAUGAAAACGUCACCGAGACUGGUUUCUUGCCCACUCUCCCCGGCGAGUCUACCCGCAUUUCGAGUGCCAUCGCUCUCUUCGGCGCCGCGAGGAUUUUGAACCAAACUUUGGGGGACCUUUACCCAUCAAAAUCUGGAUACGAUGUUAGUGUUGCGAAGAUGCGCUCAGUUUCUGGACAGUUGGAUGAAUGGCUUCACAAAUUGCCCGCUCAUCUUCGUCUUGAAUUCAGUCAAGAUAAGCCGAGCACAAAUGUCACAAGCAGCCGCUCUCCACUCCUGUCCCUUGUCUACUAUCUGAUUCGCUCUUUAAUUAACCGCCCGGCCGUUUGCUUUGCCGAUGACAGCCUUCGCUCUCCGUCGGUCUUGGCGCUAUCUGACUCCGCAAAGCAUAUGCUUCAAAUUCUCGAUCUACUCGACGAGAGACGACUGUGUCUUUCCUUCAGCAUCAGCCGGAUGGAGCUGGUUUUCCUUUCCGGACUUGGGCUGCUUUGGCAAACUCUCGGUGUUAAGCGUGACAGCAAACUGGCCAAGGAAUCCCAAAAGCUACUUGGCUCCGUCAUGGUGCAUCUCGGAGCGGAGUCAAGUGCCGCUGCUGCCGAGUUUGGUACACUGUCCAACACCCUAGUUUCUCUACACACUGAGAGACGGCCAUCCAUGGGUAAACACCAAACGUCUCAAGAGAUGAUUGCCCCGGCACAAAAGCCAAGCAAAUCGCCGAAAAAGCACGCGCAAGACCCUAAGUCGCGGGUUGUCUCCUCUGUGCGCGACCAGCACAAUCAACAAAUCCUAUCGCCUCAAUCUCGCCGAAACACUAUCUCCGGUGCUACACCCCCUCACGUUGUCCAGACUCUCCGGUCGCCAAGCUGGACGAGUCUCCCACCUUCUCAAUCCGAUCAAAUUCCUGGUCCGCCUUAUCAAUCUCCUCUCGACCGCAACCCGGAUCCCCGUAUUGUUGGUCCCAUGGGAUACGAACACCAUCGCUCCAUGUCCUGCUCCACGCCCUCUGACCCUGCUACCAGUGGCAUCACGAUGGCCGACUGGGAAUACGUCCUCAGUGAUAUGGACCGCGGCUACUCGAACAUCUUCACUGGAAUUUACGGUGGUAAAGAAUGCGGCGAGGACCCUGGUCCCUUCGCCUCCAUCACGGCAGAAUACAACCGCAAGACCAACGACGCACCCUUGAACAUGCCUCAGCCCGAACUGCACGAUCUCUCACCUGAAGCCUGGUCUGCCAGUAGUGGUGAACUCGCUCCUCAACAAGGACACACCGCACAGAGUGUCCUCAGCUACUCCAGCGAGAGUAUGGGCAGUGCGGAUGACUCGCUGGCGCCGUAUCCCGAUGUUCUUCCCGAGGACAUCAAUACCCUCGAUCCGUUCCAUGCUUUCGGCAUGCCCGAGGAGAAGAUCGAGGAGUUCGAUGAAUUUGGCCUUGCAAAUGGCUGGGACCGACGGCUGGCCGUCUAG
Messenger RNA from Penicillium olsonii, 2625 nucleotides. NCBI's taxonomy places the organism in Eukaryota, Fungi, Ascomycota, Eurotiomycetes, Eurotiales, Aspergillaceae. The record is from the annotation of a GenBank genome assembly.